AUGUCGAGAGAGAGGAAGGGUGAUGAUGCGAUUAUUCCUCAUGGCCGAAGCGGUGAUUACUCCGCCGUCGGGCAUGAAUACUCCACAUCUACAUCCUAUUCCUCUUAUAGCGGAAGAGCACCGUACAUCAAUGGUACGGAGUAUGCCGCUUGGAAGCAUAGGAUGAAGAUGCUCUUAAAGUCUAUUAACCCAUCUAUUUGGAGAACAGUCGAAAAUGACUAUGUUUUGCAGAAUCCAACCGCGCCCACCGAAGAAGAUGACAAGAAUGAGCAUAAGAAUGCUCAAGCCACCAAUGCAUUGCUUAGUGCAUUGAGUUCAAAUGAAUUCAACCGGGUCGAUGGGACCGAGAGCGCCAAAAAAAUUUGGGACACCCUCCGCAAUGUCCAUGAAGGCACCGAUGGGGUGCGUGAAUCCAAGGUGGAAAUCUUGAAGGUACAAUUGGAGAGGUUCGUGUUGAAGCCGGAGGAGACCCCAUGUAAGAUGUACGACCGGUUGAGCAAGAUCGUCAACGAGAUCAAGGGACUUGGGUAUAAGGACAUGACGGAUAGUUAUGUUGUGAAGAAGAUGCUCCGGGCAAUCACACCAAGGAACUCAACCUUUGUAACUCUCAUACAAUCCAAGGAUGCUUGCAACUUCAUCUCUCAAGGCUCAACACCGAAGAAACAAGACAUAGCCUUGAAAGCCGUCAAGGAGGCCGAGGUUGAUGAAGAGUGUACUUCUCAAGCCGAGAAUGACAUGGCAUUGUUCGUCCGGCGGCUUGGGAAGUACAUGAGGAGAAGCGGUUUCUUCAAGGGAGGCGCCUCCAAGUCAAGCUUCGGCAAGUCAAGGGGAAGGCACUCAUCACGCAAGUGUUUCGAGUGUGGUGAAACCGGACACUUCAUCGCCGAGUGCCCUAAGCUCGAUGACGACAAGAAGAAGAAGAAGGAGGAAAGGGGUAAGCUCAUAUCGGUGAUGAGUGGACCUCCUACUCCGAGGGCAACUCAAGCUCAAGUGAUGAAGAUGGAAUGUCAUGACUUGAUUGAUGAAAUUUGUGGGAGUGAUGAUGAUAAGGUUGAAGAUGAGUUGGUCGAUGAGCUAAGCAAGGAGUCCUUGCCAACCAUGUGUGAAUUGCUUGAUACUGUUGAGGGUCAAGAGUCCCUUCUCGAGAAGCAAGAGGAUAUGCUCAUUCGUGAGAAAGAGCGUAACCUUGAACUCGAGAAGAAGGUGGAAAGCUUGGAAAAGGCAUACCACUCUCUAGAGGAUAAGCUUGACACACUCAACAAGUGUUCUCCCUCCCUUAUUGAGAUAUCUAAAAACUCAAAGGAGUCAAGCAAUGAGCCAUAUGUUAAAUGCAAGUACCAUGACCUUGAUGCUUGCACCUCAAACGCCAAGGCCGUGAAAGCCUUGACCGCUCAAAAUAAGAAGCUCAUGGGGUUACUCAACAACGGGCUUCUCAAGUGCCACAUGGGUAGUAAGGCCCUAAAGGAGUACCUCGGGUACCAACAUGACAAACACAACCGUGAAGGCCUUGGAUACAUUCCUCCACCUAAGGGAAGAGUUGAUAGGAGUGUGAUGAUCAAGAAGAUCAAAGGGCUUGACAACUUUGUCAAGGCCAAAAGUAUCCUCCCUAUUACUCAUAUGCCUCAUUGUUCAUUUGACACAUCUUAG
Molecule: messenger RNA, 1647 nt
Organism: Oryza brachyantha (malo sina)
Lineage: Eukaryota; Viridiplantae; Streptophyta; Magnoliopsida; Poales; Poaceae
Exons: 4
Coding region: 1-1647 (548 amino acids)
Molecular function (GO): zinc ion binding; nucleic acid binding
Source: RefSeq, a predicted model, not a curated record